Molecule: messenger RNA, 2167 nt
Organism: Mycetomoellerius zeteki
Lineage: Eukaryota; Metazoa; Arthropoda; Insecta; Hymenoptera; Formicidae
Gene: Ttd14
Product: TRPL translocation defect 14
Exons: 11
Coding region: 339-1832 (497 amino acids)
Biological process (GO): photoreceptor cell maintenance
Molecular function (GO): phosphatidic acid binding; GTP binding; phosphatidylinositol binding
Source: RefSeq, a predicted model, not a curated record
GGGCUCGCGCCGAGAGCACUCUCGUCAAUCCCCCGUCGCGGUCGUUCCCAUCUUUUCCAUGCGUCGUCCGAGCACGCGGUCGAGCACGCGCCGAUCCGAGAUGCGCUACCAGGUAUUUAUGUAGUACCGACCACCGCCGCCUUCGAGCGUCGUACACCCGCCACCCUGAUCGGCGUCCCGUCACGUCGGAGCGGAGGAAACAACCACCCCCAGCCUUCCGUUUGCCGAGGAAGGCAACGUCGUUGUCGUCGAGCAGCGAGGGUGAGAAGGUGCGAGAAAGGAGCAGUGAAGAAGGAGCGAUUCCGAUCGGAAACGGAAGUGGAACCGCUGCGACGGCGAUGGAUCAGAAACGCGUGUACAAGUUAGUGCUAACCGGAGGACCAUGUGGUGGCAAAACAACCGGGCAGACCAGGCUGUGCACCUUCUUCGAGAAUAUGGGGUGGAAGGUGUUCCGUGUCCCCGAGACAGCGACCGUGCUGCUCAGUGGCGGCAUCAAGUUUUCAGACCUAAACGCAGAGGAGGCAUUCAAAUUUCAGGAAAAUCUUUUGCGCACGAUGAUACAAAUCGAGAACACUUUCUUUCAAUUGGGUGAGAGUUGUUCGAGGAAUUGUCUGAUCAUCUGUGAUCGCGGUGCAAUGGAUGCCUCCGCUUUCAUUUCGAAAGAUAAGUGGGAGCUUAUGGUGGCAUCAAACGGAUGGAACAACGUCGAAUUAAGGGACAACAGAUACAAUCAGAUCAUCCACAUGGUUUCGGCUGCGAACGGCGCCGAAGAGUUCUACUCCACAGAGGAACACGCGUGUCGCUCCGAAGGUGUCGAACUCGCUCGCGAGCUUGACUACAAGGCUGCGGCUGCCUGGGUCGGUCAUCCGUACUUUGAUGUCAUCGAUAACUCGCAGGAUUUCGAGUCUAAAAUCUGCCGGAUGAUCGAAUGUGUAUGUCAGAAACUGGGCAUCGACACGGGCGACCGAUUGCGCGCCAGCAGUCGCAAGGUCAAGUUCCUCGUGACAGCGCCGCUGCCGGUGGAUAGCGAGUUCCCGCCUUUCCAGGACUUCGACGUCGUGCAUAAUUACCUCCAGAGCAAUAAUCCCAAGAUGCAGGCCCGUCUACGGAAGCGCGGUCAAAAAGGUCACUGGUCAUAUAUUCACACAAUUCGUCGACCAAAAAUAUGCGGCCAAGUAAUCGAGGUGAAGACCCAGCUGACGCAUCGAGACUACCUGAAUAUGUUGGCCCAGCGCGACGACUCGCAUUUCACUAUCUUCAAACGUCGCCGUUGCUUUCUAAUCAACAAUCAGUAUUUUCAAUUAGACAUAUACAAAGAACCGGCGCAUCCCAGAUGUCAAGGCUUGAUGUUACUCGAAACGUACACGGCGUUGACGGCUGACGAGUUGAAAAACAUUCUGCCUCAAUUCCUCAUAAUCGAAAAGGAAGUGACCGGUAAUCCAGACUACAGCAUGUUCAACCUCAGCUUACUCGAGGAAUGGAACAGUACCAAUAAAUACUGCCCCAACUUGCAUGGCACUAUGCAAUUGGCAGACAAUCAAGGUAUCCCAAUUUCGAAGAGUCUAACGACCACAAUACAAAGCAACGGAAUCGAUUGCAAAGCCGGUAGCACAUUGAGUCCGAACUGUCAACAGAUGAUCGUUAACAAGAGCGUCAAUGGCGCCCGAAAUGGUUUAACCAACGGUAAGGCGACGUUUGCCGAGCGAUGUAACAUAAACGGCGAUGGCCAAGAACCAGAAAUUCGCAAUGGCGAUUCAACCAUGAGGCCCGAGAGUUUGCGAGAGUUAAAAGUCGAUAAACCGCAGAAGAAUGGAUUUGAUAAUAGAUUCUAAUGGAAGGAUAUACAGAAAAUUAAAGAAACAAUAAAAUCUCUUAAUAAGCAAUUCGCAAACAAUUCUGAACUGUAACAGGGACUUAAGUUCAGUAUCGAUGCGAAUCUUAUCUGAAUUAAUACUGAGUAAACAACUGCUAGUGCGAUAGACUUCUAAAAUUUCACACAGAUAAUAUCUAUUUUUUAAUCAAACUUGCGUGUCGUACUUAAGGAAUUUUCGUGGAAGAUCUUACGGCCAAGUUUCGUCAACGUCGAUUAAAGUUGGAUCCGAAUUAGGAUCCAACGUAAAUCUUCCAAGAAUAUGACGAAAUUUGCACGAAAUUUCAGAAAAUCUUA